This is a messenger RNA of Didymella exigua CBS 183.55, 1236 nucleotides long. RefSeq names its product glycoside hydrolase family 5 protein. The coding region runs from base 1 to 1236 and encodes 411 amino acids. Gene Ontology annotation, cellular component: cell surface; extracellular region. Gene Ontology annotation, molecular function: glucan exo-1,3-beta-glucosidase activity. The transcript is spliced from 4 exons. NCBI's taxonomy places the organism in Eukaryota, Fungi, Ascomycota, Dothideomycetes, Pleosporales, Didymellaceae. The record is from RefSeq and is a predicted model, not a curated record. Gene Ontology annotation, biological process: glucan catabolic process.
AUGGUUGGUCACUGGAGCACAGCGUUUGCUGUUAGCCUUCUUGCACUUGGCUCAAGUGCCUCCCCAUUAGAAAAAGAGAAACUCGCCAAGCGCGCGCCACCCUUUAACUACAAUGGCGAGAAAGUUCGUGGCGUAAAUACAGGUGGUUGGUUCGUCCUUGAGCCCUGGAUCACCCCAAGCAUCUUUGAGGGCAAUGCGGCGAAGGAUGAGUGGACAUUUACAGAGAUUCUUGGCAAGGAUGCUGCGAGGUCAAGACUGCAGGCUCAUUGGAACUCCUGGAUCACACAGGACGACUUCAACCAGAUGGCCAAGGCAGGGUUGAACCAUGUGCGCAUCCCAAUUGGGUACUGGAGCGUGAUCGCCCGAGAUGGCGAGCCGUAUGUACAAGGAGCGUAUGACAAGCUCGGUGACGCUCUUAACUGGGCGAGCGGCGCUGGAUUGAAGGUUAUGAUUGACCUACACGGCGCUCCUGAGUCGCAGAACGGCUUCGACAACUCAGGCAAGUACGGCAAUGUCGGCUGGACACAAGGCGACUCCAUAGACCACACCAUCAAAGUCCUCAACAAGAUCCGCGACGACCAUGCCUCGCACCCUGCCGUCUCAUCGAUCCAGCUCUUGAACGAGCCUCUUGGCCCGAACCUCGACAUGAACACAGUCCGCCAGUUUUAUAUGGACGGCUGGGGUAACCUGAAAGAUUCCAACGUUGCUGUUGCUUUCCACGAUGCCUUCAUGGGUGUCACAUCCUGGAACGACUGGGGUGCUGGCAUGUGGAACUUGCUCCUCGACACCCACCACUACGAAAUCUUCACGCUCGACGCGGUCGCCAUGAACAUCGAUGACCACAUCAAGACCGCUUGCGCCUUCGGUAACCAGAUGGCCAGUACUAACAAGUGGACGAUCAGCGGCGAGUGGACUGGCGGUAUCACCGACUGCGCAAAGUGGCUGAAUGGCAAAGACAAGGGCGCGCGCUACGAUGGUUCUUUCGGUGGCGGCUCCAAGAUUGGUGAUUGCACUGGCAAGUCGACUGGCAGUGUCGCUGGUCUGUCCGAAGCCGACAAGUCCAAUAUUGGGCGGUUUAUCGAGGCUCAGCUCGACGCGUACGAGAAGGCCACUGGAUGGAUCUUUUGGACGUGGAAAACCGAGGGCGCUCCAGAGUGGGAUAUGCAAGACUUGCUUGCCAAUGGCAUCUUCCCGCAGCCGUUAACAGCUCGAAAAUACCCUGGCCAAUGCGGCUGA